This is a messenger RNA of Manacus vitellinus (golden-collared manakin), 1239 nucleotides long. RefSeq names its product trimethyllysine hydroxylase, epsilon (gene TMLHE). Gene Ontology annotation, biological process: carnitine biosynthetic process. NCBI's taxonomy places the organism in Eukaryota, Metazoa, Chordata, Aves, Passeriformes, Pipridae. The annotation marks the transcript as partial. Gene Ontology annotation, molecular function: trimethyllysine dioxygenase activity; iron ion binding. The transcript is spliced from 8 exons. The record is from RefSeq and is a predicted model, not a curated record. Gene Ontology annotation, cellular component: mitochondrion.
UUUGAUUUUCAAGGGGAAUUUUGUCUGGAAUUCUCUCAUUUCACUGCUGCCCAGGUGAGCUGUGCAAGGUCUGGACAACAGAAAGCAUACAGCGACCACCUCGAGCUCACGUAUGGGACCACCCUGAUGCGCUUGGAUUUCGUGUGGCUGCGGGAUCACUGCCGCUCCGCCUCCUGCUACAACGCCAAGACCAACCAGCGCAGCCUGGACACGGCCAGCGUGGACCUGGCCAUCCGACCCCAGGCCGUGCGGGUGGACGAGAGCACGCUCUUCCUCACCUGGCCGGACGGACACGUGACACGGUAUGGGCUGGAGUGGCUGGUGAAGAACAGCUACGAGGGGCAGAAGAAGCAGGUGAUGCACCCCCGGAUCCUCUGGAAUGCAGAGAUCUACAGGCAAGCCCAGGUCCCCUCCGUUGACUGCCGGAGCUUCCUGGAGACGGACGAGGGCCUGAAGGAAUUCCUGCAGAACUUCCUGCUCUACGGGAUUGCUUUUGUGGAGAACGUCGCUCCCACCAAAGAGGACACGGAAAUCUUGGCAGAAAGGAUCAGCAUCAUCAGGGAGACCAUUUAUGGCAGGAUGUGGUACUUCACCUCUGACUUCUCCCGGGGAGACACAGCCUACACCAAACUGGCCCUGGACCGGCACACGGACACCACCUACUUCCAGGAGCCCUGUGGCAUCCAGGUGUUCCACUGCCUGAAGCACGAGGGCACGGGCGGGCGGACGCUGCUGGUGGACGGUUUCCACGCGGCGGAGCAGGUGCUGCGCCGGGCCCCGGAGCACUUCGAGCUGCUCAGCAGAGUGCCCCUGAAACACGAGUACGUGGAGAACGUGGGGGGCUGCCACAACCACAUGAUCGGGGUGGGGCCCGUGCUCAACGUGUACCCCUGGAACAACGAGCUCUACCUGAUCAGGUACAACAACUACGACCGUGCUGUCAUCAACACGGUGCCGCACGACGUGGUGCGCCGCUGGUACCACGCCCACCGCGCGCUCACCACCGAGCUCAGGCGGCCGGAGAACGAGCUGUGGGUCAAGCUGAAGCCAGGCAAGGCCCUGUUUGUGGAUAACUGGCGUGUCCUGCACGGCCGGGAGGCGUUCACGGGGUACCGGCAGCUCUGCGGCUGUUACCUGACCAGGGACGACGUGCUCAACACGGCCCGGCUGCUGGGGCUGCAGGCUUAGCCCAGCCCCUGGGAGGGGCAGGAGCCCCCAGUCCCACCUCUGGGGAGGGGC